AUUGAGCAGCUGUCAGAAUUCUUGAUGUUCUUUUUGGGUGGUUCUAUAUCAAAUCCAACAGCGCUUCAUGAUCACAAGUUCUGUGUCAAGCCUGAUGAUGAGGUCUACCGUCUGGCAAUCGAAGCAAUUCGACUAUAAGAUGAGCAUCAGAAGCAACCUGUUUCAACCCUCAUCCGCUCUUCAUCACUGGCCUUUUGCCUAUCCUUUUCAUCUAUAAUUUUUCCGAUCCCUUCAUCCUACACUCAUUAUUCCUAAAUCCACAAAGAUGCAUAUCUCCUUCGCUUACCUUGGCUUUGUGCUUGCUGCCUCCGCUGCUGCCAGUCCGCGUCAUUUGGCGCGAACCGAGACAGUUGCUCGGUUGAGCGUUCGUAGUGAAGAACAGGCCGGCGGCGACGAUCAUGUCAAGAUGAAGUGCUUUGGUGGCUGUGGUGGAGGUCUUCCUGUUCCAGGGCCCACUUCAUGCUGGAAUGCUCCCGUCGUCUUCCACGGCGGCGGUGGUUUACCACCCAUGAACACCUUCUUUUCCACCGUUCAAAGCUACACUGUCAUCACAUCCAACACCGUCAACAUCUGGAACGGUGGCCUAGACCCUCAAUCCAUCUUACUUCAGUUCCAAAUCAUGGUCACCAGUCUUUCAACUCUGUUCUCCACUUUACAAGGCGGUUGUUCCUUCCAAGGAAACCCUCAAGUCUUCAUCUCCACUUUUUCCCCGCUGAUCAUUCAAAUCCAAAGCAUGCUCACGAUCAUCAACACUCAAUGUGUUGGUAUUAUCGGUUCCUUCCAAUCCUCGUUUGCCGUUCUAUCUGUCUUGAUCCAAUCGAUCGUCGGUGUUGCAAUCACCUUCCAUGUCGAGGUUCAACAAUUCUUCUCCGCCUGCAACUUCAACCCUCAGCUCUGGUCACCUCUCGGUUUCCCAGUCGAUAGCUGGAUCCACGGAGUUCCAGGUGUAUUCCCCGGAGUUCCAGGUGGAUUCGGUCCAGGUGGUUUCCCAGGUGUUCCAGGUGGUUUCCCAGGUGGUGUGCCAGUUCCAGUACCUGGAGGUGUGCCAGUUCCAGUACCCGGAGGUUUCCCAGUUCCAGUACCAGGAGGUCCCAAUGGCUGUUUCCAAUCACUUGGUCUCCUCAGCACCUUACUCCACGUCCUCAUCGUCAUCCUCGACCCUCUCUUCCACGGCCUUGGUGCUCUCUUACAAGGAGUCGGUCUCUUGGUCGCAAACCUUGGUACCGCUGUGGGCGGUCUUCUUGACGGUGGUCUCCUCGGUUUGAUCUAGAAUCUUAGUCUUUUCGUUCAGAUCGUUGUUCGCGCUUCCCUUGUGCAGAGUUUCUUUCAGUCCGUUUCCCGUUUUUUUAGUUUGCAUCAUCCUUCUGGUAUUCCUACCUUGGGGCCUACUUCUUGUACACUUUGUUCUCAUGUCGGUCUACAUCCAAAUUGCUCUUAGCUUGUUCAUUGCGGACCUUUCAGAAGCCCACCGGCAACGGCAACGGCAACAUACAAUGCAUAAUCCCUUUUUAGUUCCUCUGCCUUAGUUUGUGAUACCUAAAGAAUAACAAUGAAUAUUGCUUAAAUUUAUGCCUCUCU
Molecule: messenger RNA, 1578 nt
Organism: Melampsora larici-populina 98AG31
Lineage: Eukaryota; Fungi; Basidiomycota; Pucciniomycetes; Pucciniales; Melampsoraceae
Exons: 7
Coding region: 266-1270 (334 amino acids)
Source: RefSeq, a predicted model, not a curated record